Molecule: messenger RNA, 1536 nt
Organism: Orbilia oligospora ATCC 24927
Lineage: Eukaryota; Fungi; Ascomycota; Orbiliomycetes; Orbiliales; Orbiliaceae
Exons: 13
Coding region: 1-1536 (511 amino acids)
Biological process (GO): L-glutamate catabolic process
Cellular component (GO): cytosol
Molecular function (GO): glutamate decarboxylase activity; pyridoxal phosphate binding
Source: RefSeq, a predicted model, not a curated record
AUGGUCCACCUAAGCACCAUCAGAAAUGAUGCGGAGACAGACACUCCCAUGGCAAAGCUCAUGCGGAUGUCCCUCGCCGACGAAGAUACCCCCGGCGAUACAUUCUGCUCUUCUGUCUACGGUAGUAGAUAUGCGCUGGAGGCACUUCCCACGAUCGAAAUGCCGGAGGAGGAGAUGCCAAAAGACAUUGCCUAUCGUCUCAUCAAGGAUGACCUUUCAUUAGAUGGGAAUCCGAUGUUAAACUUGGCAAGCUUUGUGACGACUUACAUGGAAGACGAGGCCGAGAAACUCAUGCAUGACGGCCUCAGCAAGAAUUUCAUCGACUACGAAGAGUACCCCCAAAGUGCAGAAAUACAAAAUCGCUGCGUCAAUAUGAUCGGAAAGCUAUUCCAUGCCCCCACACACGAAGAGGAAGAACAUUCUAUCGGAACAAGCACCGUCGGUAGCUCAGAGGCCAUAAUGCUUGCGACCUUAGCCAUGAAAAAGAAAUGGGCGAACGAAAGGAAAGCUGCCGGAAAGCCCUUUGAUAAGCCAAAUCUUGUCAUGAAUGCCGCGGUUCAGGCCGCUCGUUACUUCGAUGUUGAGGAACGAUUUGUCUACUGCACUCAAGACAGAUACGUCAUCGACCCCGUCCAAGCCGUCGACCUCGUCGACGAGAACACCAUCGGCAUCUGCGCAAUCCUGGGCACUACUUACACGGGCGAAUACGAAGAUGUUAAAGCCAUCAAUGACCUUCUCGUCGGGAAAGGACUCGAGACACCGAUUCAUGUUGAUGCUGCCAGCGGUGGAUUCGUUGCGCCUUUUGUCAAACCCGACCUAGAGUGGGACUUCCGCCUCCCUCGUGUCGUCAGCAUCAACGUUUCUGGCCACAAAUAUGGUCUCGUUUAUCCCGGUGUCGGUUGGAUAGUCUGGCGUUCUCCAGAGUACCUUCCCAAGGAACUCGUCUUCAACAUUAACUAUCUAGGAGCCGACCAAGCAUCAUUCACGCUUAAUUUCUCCAAGGGAGCAAGUCAAGUCAUUGGGCAAUACUACCAGAUGAUCAGGCUGGGCAAGAGGGGUUAUAGAAAUAUUAUGACAAACCUGACAAGAAUCGCCGACUACUUCUCUACCGUUCUAUCCAAGCGAUUGGGAUUCAUUAUUAUGUCUAAGGGCGGCGGCGAAGGUCUACCGCUCGUUGCUUUCCGUCUAGACGCUUCCAAGAAGAAACAUUACGACGAGUUCGCAAUCGCCCAUCAUCUCCGUGAGCGCGGCUGGAUCAUCCCCGCUUAUACCAUGGCACCGCAUAGUGAACAAUUAAAACUAAUGCGUGUCGUCAUCCGGGAGGACUUCACCAAGCCAAGAUGCGACCAACUUCUACUCGAUAUUAAACAUGCGAUCGACGCCCUCGACUCCAUGGCACCCAAAGAAAUCGAGAAACACGCGGAACUAGUCAAGAGAACCGUAACACAUACAGGACGUAAGAAGAGCCACAGCAGGCAUUAUAAGGGCGAGAAGCAUUCUUUGGCAAAACACGGAAAGUCUCAAGCCAUCUGCUAA